ACUUCCCAUUCCGUCCUCCGUUUCUCCUCCUCUGUCUGUCACCUGACGCACAUAUGAGACAGUGAGCGAGCAGCAUGCGGAGCGGGAGGUCGUGUUUCUCUUGUGGAGUUUGUCUCAGUUGGAUUUUGGGAAAGAUUCGCUGUUGUGGUGGGACAGAAAACUAUCCUGUGAUAAGUUCAGAGGUCAAAUCUGAGUCUGCUGCAUCGUUGCAGUCGCAGACAUCGGUGACAUCAUUGCCAACCAGUUCUCCGGGACCUAAACGCACUGGAACUACAGGAAACACCUUAAAAAAAUGGCUCACCAGCCCCGUACGACGUCUCAGCCACGGCAAGGGUGACAACACUAAUUCCAAAAAACCCAACAACAAACAACGUAAACGAGACGGCCGGAAGAGUGUCGAAUUGGGACAGGCACACCAAGACAGCACCGAAGAGAGAGGAAGACGAGGAGUGAACAGCGGAGGAGAGGAGGAGGCUGAGGACGAACCACACACACCCCUGCCUCCCCCCAUGGAGAUCAUCAAGGACCCCUCUGCUCAGGAGGAGACUCCAGAGCCCGGCUCUUUCCCAGUCUUGGGUAGCAUCACACCAUCUGAUCAGACGCCCAGAGACCCAGAAACAGAGCAGAAGAACAAGGCCAUGAGAGGGCGAAUGUUUGUGUUAAAUGAAAUGGUGCAGACAGAGAGGGACUAUGUGAAGGAUCUGGGUGUCAUUGUGGAGGGCUUUAUGAAAAGGAUUGGGGAAAAAGGUGUUCCGGAGGACAUGACGGGGAAAGAUAAGAUCGUAUUCGGGAACAUUCAUCAAAUCUACGACUGGCAUAAAGAGUUCUUCCUCUGUGAACUAGACAAAUGUCUGCAGGACCAAGACAGACUGGCUGAGCUCUUUAUCAAGCAUGAGAGAAGGUUACACAUGUAUGUCGUCUACUGUCAGAACAAGCCCUGCUCAGAGUUUGUCGUGGCUGAAUAUGAUGCAUUCUUCGAGGAGGUGCAGCAGGAGGUAAACUCCAGACUGUCCAUCAGUGAUUACCUGAUUAAACCCAUCCAGAGGAUCACCAAAUACCAGCUCCUGCUCAAGGACUUUUUGAAGUACAGCACUAAAGCAGGUCUGGACUGUAAAGAGAUAGAGAAAGCAGUUGAGCUGAUGUCCCUGGUGCCCAAACAAUGUAAUGACAUGAUGAAUCUUGGACGACUGCAGGGCUACGAGGGGAAGUUGACAGCUCAGGGAAAGUUAUUGCAGCAGGACACGUUCUUUGUGACAGAGCAGGACUCUGGCGUUCUGUCCCGCAGUAAAGAGCGCAGAGUGUUCCUCUUCGAACAGAUCGUCAUCUUCAGUGAGCUGCUUCGGAAGGGCUCGUCAACACCAGGUUACCAGUUUAAAAAGAGCAUUAAGGUGAGCUACCUGAGCAUGGAGGAACAUGUGGACAGCGACCCCUGUAAGUUUGUGCUGUCAUGUCAUGGCUCAUCUGAACGACUGACACUACAGGCCGCUAACAUCGACAUCAAGAAAGAGUGGGUCCAAAGCAUCCGAGAACUGCUGGACAUGCAGAUCAACUUCCUCACGGCUCUCCAGAACCCUCAGAAAAGCCAAAAAAAAGAAAGUGGAGGUUCUUUGACGAGGCAGCUGUCCAAUAGCAGCCGUUCCUCAUCCUCUCAUCCCUCCACCCCCCUCAAACCCAACACCGCCCCCAAUGGAAGCCCCACACACAAGCCCAAUAAGCAUGUAGAGGAGGAGUUGGAUGAGGGGGAGUGUAACGGCCUGUCAUUGGUGCUAGUGACGCAGCAUUACAACGCUGUGAAGGAGGACGAGAUCUGUGUGGUGGUUGGUGAGAAGGUACAGAUCCUGGCGUCCAAUCAGCAGAACAUGUGCCUGGUUUACCGACCUGCAAACAGCCAAUCGCCUGCUGCAGAGGGCUGGGUUCCGGGUCACGUGCUUUCUUCAACUCGGUAAAGCCAUGCCCCCUCAACGCCUCGGAAUAAACCACUACUCACAUUUACCAGCCUACUCUCGGAAAGCAUGCCAAGACAUGCCACUCAACCUCCUGUUAAGCUACUGUUGGUCAGUCAGAACAGGAAGUCACAGCCCUUUCCCCUGCCACCAUAUAGUUGAGGAUUAAAGAUGCACGCUGCAAAAAAAAAUGGUGCGAUAUCACCUCCCAUAGUCAAUAUGGUCAAAAAAUAAAUGUAAUAAAAGGAAGCUCAAGAAAAUAUAUUAUAUUGCUAAUAAUGAAAAAAAGAUUGUGUUGUAUAGAGAGGAAACUAAGGUGAACUUGUCAGUGAAUUACGUGUGGAUGUGUAUGGAUGUUAACGUAGUCCUUUCUCAUCAACAUGCUCCAUUACGCGCAACGGACUGUUUUUAAAUGGGGCUCUCCCUUUUUCCCUGUCUGUCUAUGCCAAGUCAUUUGCACACUGUGUAUAUUUUCUUUUACUGAGAUUUUAUUUUUGGAAAGGUUUUUUUUUUUCUUUUUUUUUCCCUAAGUGUCUCAAUUGUUUUUUGCAUAUAUUAGUCGUUGCACAUUAAUUAUUUUUCUUUAAGUUUUGUCAACCAGUUCAGUGUUCUGUACAAAGUAUUCUGCACUUUUCCAACAAAUAGUUGUGCAAUAUCACAACCGUCACAAUGCUCAUAACUGUACUUGUAACUAAAGAUUUAAAUGUAUUAUUCUGUAUCAUUUUAAAUAUGUAUAUACUAUUUUUGCCAUAAUAGAUACACAGCAGAGGAAAAUCUUCCCUCUUUUCUUGUCAGGCUCAAGAAAAAAAAAAACUUACUAACCCUGGUAGUCUGCACUGCCUCCAAAACCUAAAUAGGAUAUUCAUUUUACAUUCAACAUCAUCAGAUUUAGUAUGUAAUAAGUUAUCAUCUGAAUCAUAUCAGAACUCAGUCGAUUAAAAAUGGAUGUUGUUGAUUUCUGAAGAGUAGUCUCUGCUGUCAGCGUUCAGAUCUCAGAUAUAUGUGUAAAUAAACAUACAAAAAUAAUAAAAUAAUUCUAGCAGGUAUUUCACUUGUUAAACUCUGGAAUGUUGUUCAUAAUAAAGCUGACAAUUUUUCAUCUUGGAAAA
Molecule: messenger RNA, 3052 nt
Organism: Carassius carassius (crucian carp)
Lineage: Eukaryota; Metazoa; Chordata; Actinopteri; Cypriniformes; Cyprinidae
Product: kalirin-like
Exons: 15
Coding region: 75-1946 (623 amino acids)
Biological process (GO): axon guidance; intracellular signal transduction
Cellular component (GO): postsynaptic density; cytoplasm
Molecular function (GO): guanyl-nucleotide exchange factor activity; protein binding
Source: RefSeq, a predicted model, not a curated record